CGUUGGACCCCACCUAAAAGUUUCGCCCAAUCCGGCCUCUUGCCGCUUCGAAACAUAAAAAAAGUUGCAGCCUCGCGAUCGCACCUGCAACGGGAAGGUAGCAAUCACCCACUGCUUGCCCGCUCUUUCUCUUCACAAGCGCCUUCCCGCAGAUUCCGAGACGCGACCAUGGCCGAACCAUCCAAGAGCCUCAAGCGAUCAAGCACCGAGAGGGAGGGAACGCAGGAUUCCAAGCGCGUAAAAACCAACGGCGACGGCGACGCCAAGAUGGACGAAAAGCCAAAUCCGUACCUGGCGCACCUCAACGAGGGGUUCAAGUCGCCUCUCGAUGACUUUGAGCGCCACAAGACGACAGCGCUGCAAGCGGCAAAGGCCGAGGACUCGGACAUUAACCCGUGGACCGGCAGGCCUCACUCGCAGCAGUACUUCAAGAUCCUAAAGACCCGCCGCGACCUGCCUGUACACAAGCAGCGUCAGGAGUUCCUCGACAUGUAUCACAGCACCCAGAUUCUGGUUUUUGUCGGUGAGACCGGUUCCGGCAAAACGACCCAGAUUCCACAGUACGUCCUCUACGACGAGCUGCCGCAUCUGACGGGCAAGCUCAUCGCCUGUACACAGCCGAGGAGAGUGGCGGCCAUGUCGGUCGCGCAGCGUGUUGCAGACGAACUCGACGUGAACCUGGGCGAGGAGGUCGGCUACAGCAUCCGUUUCGAGAACAAGACGAGCCCGAAGACGCUGCUGAAGUACAUGACGGACGGUCAGCUGCUGCGCGAGGCGAUGCACGACCACGACAUGUCGCGCUACGGCUGCAUCAUUCUCGACGAGGCUCACGAGCGCACCCUCGCCACCGACAUCCUGAUGGCGCUGCUCAAGCAGAUUUCCGAGCGGAGGAAAGACUUGAAGAUCAUCGUCAUGUCGGCCACCCUCGACGCCCAGAAGUUCCAGACAUACUUCUUCAACGCGCCCUUGCUCGCCGUGCCCGGCCGGACGCAUCCCGUCGAGAUCUUCUACACCCCAGAGCCGGAGCGGGACUACGUCGAGGCUGCCGUCAGGACGGUGCUGCAGAUCCACGCGAGCGAGCCCGAGGGGGACAUCUUGCUGUUCCUGACGGGCGAGGAGGAGAUCGAGGAUGCAUGCCGCCGCAUCAGCUUGGAGGUCGACGAGAUGAUCCGGGAGUCGGACGCCGGGCCCAUGUCGGUCUACCCGCUCUAUGGCACGCUACCGCCACACCAGCAACAGCGCAUCUUCGACAAGGCUCCGGAACCCUUCCGCAAGGGUGGCCGGCCAGGACGGAAAUGCAUCGUUGCUACAAACAUUGCCGAAACCAGUUUGACAAUCGACGGCAUUGUAUACGUCGUCGACCCGGGCUUCAGCAAGCAAAAGAUUUACAACCCUCGCACCAGGGUAGAAUCGCUGCUCGUGUCUCCCAUCUCCAAGGCAUCUGCCCAACAGCGUGCCGGUCGUGCCGGUCGUACACGACCCGGCAAAUGCUUCCGGCUAUACACGGAGGCAGCAUUCAAGAAGGAGCUCAUUGAGCAGACCUACCCCGAGAUCCUGCGGUCCAACCUGGCCAAUACGGUCCUCGAGCUGAAGAAGCUGGGCGUUGAAGACUUGGUCCACUUCGAUCUCAUGGACCCGCCAGCCCCCGAGACCAUGAUGCGCGCGCUGGAAGAGCUCAACUACCUCGCUUGCCUGGACGACGACGGAGAGCUGACAGCCCUGGGUAGCCUGGCAUCCGAGUUCCCGCUCGACCCGGCCCUCGCUGUCAUGCUGAUCUCCUCCCCGGAGUUCUACUGUUCCAACGAGAUCCUCUCCAUCACCUCCCUGCUCUCCGUCCCGCAAAUAUGGGUCCGCCCCAACAACGCGCGCAAGCGGGCCGACGAAAUGAAGCAGCAGUUCGCCCACCCAGACGGCGACCACCUGACGCUGCUCAACGCCUACCACGCGUACAAAGGCGCGGAGCAGGCGGGCGAAGACGUGAAGAAGUGGUGCCACGAGCACUUCCUGUCCUACCGGCACCUGUCGAGCGCCGACAACGUGCGCGCGCAGCUCAAGCGCAUCAUGGAGACGCACAACAUUGAGCUUGUCAGCACGCCGUUCCAGAACAAGGAGUACUACGUCAACAUCCGGCGCGCGCUGCUGGCCGGCUUCUUCAUGCAGGUCGCCAUGCGCGAGAGCAGCGGCUCCAAGGUGUACAAGACGGUGAAGGACGACCAGCUCGUCAUGAUCCACCCGAGCACCACCGUCACGACACCCUACGACUGGGUCGUGUACAACGAAUUCGUGCUCACGACCAAGCAGUACGUGCGGACGGUGACGAAUAUCAGGCCCGAGUGGCUUUUUGAAAUCGCACCCGCAUACUAUGACAUCGAUACCUUUGAAAAGGGCGAGAUCAAGAACGCACUGAUUCGCGUUUCCGAGAAGAUUCGCCGCCGCCAGGCUCUAAAGGGUGGCCGCUGAGGACCACUGGGCUUAACUAGGAGCUGAUAGUGGACUGUUUACGCCGGGCGUACGGGACAUGGGAAAAAGACAGUAUUAGGAUCAUACAGUGUGGUUUUGCUUACUUAUUGCUUGGGCAAGGUCAUGUAUAAACUACCUUAGAUUUGCUAGAUGUUUAGCAUGUAACUGGGUCUUCGUGCCGGGGCCCGUGCCGUAUCAGGCCUCUCUUUCAGGAGCUCGAGCUCCCCUCUCGUGCUUUAUUGACCGCUUGAUCUAACGGGGUCUAGGCAGGCUGGUCUUGGGUUAGCAGGCUCUUGUAACAAGAUAAUUUCUC
Thermothelomyces thermophilus ATCC 42464 is the source of this 2773-nucleotide messenger RNA. RefSeq lists its product as uncharacterized. The transcript has 2 exons. Lineage: Eukaryota; Fungi; Ascomycota; Sordariomycetes; Sordariales; Chaetomiaceae. The coding region runs from base 169 to 2460 and encodes 763 amino acids. Gene Ontology annotation, cellular component: spliceosomal complex; intracellular anatomical structure. The record is from RefSeq and is a predicted model, not a curated record. Gene Ontology annotation, molecular function: RNA binding; RNA helicase activity; ATP binding.